Molecule: messenger RNA, 922 nt
Organism: Fomitiporia mediterranea MF3/22
Lineage: Eukaryota; Fungi; Basidiomycota; Agaricomycetes; Hymenochaetales; Hymenochaetaceae
Exons: 12
Coding region: 11-922 (303 amino acids)
Source: RefSeq, a predicted model, not a curated record
AUUCACCAUAAUGUCCAGUGGGAUAGUACAAACUCUCGAGCAUGACAUAUAUAUCAUUCAGCUUACAAAGCUUAUGAGUGUCUCGUCCAUGACACUGUACCUCUAUGACUUCCUCCUGACACACGACGAUGAGGUGCUGUUCAUGUGGAAAGCUGGCUUUGGUCUUGGGAAAGUCGUAUAUUUCUCAGUCCGCUACUUGACGCUGUUCGUCAUGCUAUUUAUAAAUAUUAUGCUAUUUCUUCCUCAAGUUUCAGACGAGGUAUGUCUAUCGUGGAUACGAUUUCAUUGGGUAACUGGUGUUCUAAUAGGAUUUCUAACGGAGAUUCCUCUUGUAUUGCGCAUUUAUGCAUUAUACAACAAGAACAAGCAAAUUUUGGCCCUCAUAGUAACAUGCCUCAUUGCAACCGCCCUCAGCAUGUUAAGUAUCAGUGCAUGUAUAAUGCGUACAGAAGGGGCCAACUGGAUUACUCUCGGAGCUGGUUCUGAUAUGCAUAUGUGUGUUCCAACAGACGUGGGAAAUCUUUACAAAGUCUUCUGGAUUCCACUGCUGCUCGACGAGUUCCUACUAUUAUGCCUUGCUUUAUUGAAAUGGUAUCAAAACCUUACUGUGCAUGGUAUACAGGCUGCAGCAACGAACGAGAUGGUUAAAGAUUCAAUGCUAUAUUUCGGCACGACAUUCUCGUUUUUCUUAUUCAGCCAUCUGACAUGGGUUAUUGGAGGACCACUAUACAUUGAACUUCCGGUUGGUUUUGCCAUAACUAUGGGUGGUAUUAUGUCCCAGAGAUUGCUCCUAAACAUACGGAAAUACCGAUGGGGACAGGAUGUGGAAGAGUCACAAAAAUCUGUCUCGAGUUUUUCUGGGCGAGCGCACAGAUUUGCAGUGUCUGAGGACAAUAUUGAAUUAGAGAGUAUGGGAUUUUGA